Saprolegnia diclina VS20 is the source of this 417-nucleotide messenger RNA. RefSeq lists its product as hypothetical. Bases 1 to 417 code for a protein of 138 amino acids. Gene Ontology annotation, biological process: endoplasmic reticulum to Golgi vesicle-mediated transport. The record is from RefSeq and is a predicted model, not a curated record. Gene Ontology annotation, cellular component: cytoplasm; nucleus; TRAPP complex. NCBI's taxonomy places the organism in Eukaryota, Oomycota, Saprolegniomycetes, Saprolegniales, Saprolegniaceae. The transcript is spliced from 5 exons.
AUGAUCUGCUGCGUCGCGAUCGUCGGCGCCAACAACAACCCGCUCUUCGUCCGGUCCUUCGACGAAGACGACGACCUCUCCUUCCACUACAUCGUCCACAUCUCGCUCGACAUCAUCGAGGAGAAAGUGAAAACCUCCAAGGACGACAUGUACCUCGGCUUCCUCGGGCCCGUCGAAGACUUCCGCGUGUACGGCUACGUGACCAACACGCUCGUCAAGCUCGUCGUUGUCGUCCAAGACGCGCCCAUCAAGGAGUCCGAGAUGCGCGUGCUCUUUGCCGAGCUGCACAAGCUGUACGUGAACGCCAUGUCCAACCCGUUCGCGAUCAUUGGCGAGCGCAUUACGUCCGAGAAGUUUGAGAGCAAGGUGUACAACCUCAUCCUGCAGCACAACCACACGAUCGAAGCGACGCGUUAA